Messenger RNA from Andrographis paniculata, 1543 nucleotides. RefSeq names its product spermine synthase-like. Gene Ontology annotation, biological process: spermidine biosynthetic process. Gene Ontology annotation, molecular function: spermidine synthase activity. NCBI's taxonomy places the organism in Eukaryota, Viridiplantae, Streptophyta, Magnoliopsida, Lamiales, Acanthaceae. The coding region runs from base 262 to 1335 and encodes 357 amino acids. The transcript is spliced from 11 exons. Gene Ontology annotation, cellular component: cytosol. The record is from RefSeq and is a predicted model, not a curated record.
GUAUACCGUAUCCAUAUACCGGAAAAGUACGAGACACCUCCUCACGACUUACCACAUCUCCCCCAAUUCUCCUUCUGACGAAAGCGACGCCCGAACUUCUGGAUUCAUAACAUUAAUGGCCUAUUUUUUCGCAUUCUGCGUUUGCUAAUUGUGCCCCCUCUGCAAUUCUGCUGCCAAUUUUCUGUUCCCUUGUUUCAGGAAAUUUUCGGAACAUCGCCAGCGAGCCACUGAGACUGGAGACUCAGAAGAAAAGGAUAAUAUAUGGAGGCCGGCGUAGGAAAAGAUUCGGAAUGCCCGAGGACUAUGGAUGGGAGUGUGAUUAAUGCUGAGACUGUUGCGAUCCCAUCUUGUUGUUUGAAAGCUAAGGGGUCGGAUCCGGAGCUCGAUGCCGUAUGCCAUUCAACUGUAGUUUCUGGAUGGUUCUCAGAGCGCCGGUCAUCCACUGAUGGAACUGUGAAGGAAGUGUUCUUUAAUAAUCCCAUGUGGCCAGGAGAAGCCCAUUCCCUGAAAGUGGAAGAAAUUUUGUUCAAGGAGAAAUCGAUGUACCAGGAAGUUAUGGUGUUCCAGUCCACAAUGUAUGGGAAAGUGCUAGUGCUAGACGGCAUUGUUCAACUGACCGAGAAAGAUGAAUGCGCUUAUCAGGAGAUGAUAGCCCAUCUCCCUCUCUGUUCCAUCAAAUCCCCAACAAAUGUAUUGGUAGUAGGUGGAGGGGACGGUGGAGUUCUUAGGGAAAUUGCCCGUCAUGAUUCGGUGAAGCUGAUUGAUAUUUGUGAAAUAGAUCAAAUGGUUAUCGAUGUAAGCAAGAGAUACUUCCCGGAUUUAGCAACCGGUUUUGAGGAUCCUCGCGUGCAUCUUCAUCUUGGUGAUGCUAUCGAAUUCCUUAGACAAGUGCCUGAAGGAAACUACGAUGCAGUAAUUGUAGAUUCGUCAGAUCCUGUGGGCCCGGCUCAAGAGCUUGUAGAAAGACCAUUCUUUGAUAUGAUCGCCCGAGCAUUGAGGCCCGGUGGGGUUCUUUGCAACAUGGCGGAAAGUAUGUGGCUUCACACACAUCUGAUUCAAGAUAUGAUUACCAUAUGCCGGGAUACGUUCAAAGGUUCUGUUCGCUAUGCCUGGACUAGUGUUCCUACAUAUCCAAGUGGUGUAAUAGGAUUUGUAUUGUGCUCGACGGAGGGACCUCCCGUUGACUUCUUGCAGCCGAUCAAUCCUAUAGAGAACCUUGAGGAGAAUUCCCUUGAGAACAAAAGGCAACUUAAGUUUUACAACUCGGAGGUUCAUCGGGCGGCCUUGGCAUUGCCUACUUUUGUCAAGAGAGAGGUUGAAGCUCUUAGAGAUUGAAUUGAAAUGAAACCUUCCUUCAAGGUUGAUUCAUCAAGUAUAUAUAUAUAACACAGACAAUAUUUGAUGUUCAAACAUGUAUUUGGAGAUAUAUAUUAUUGAAAUUAUAUUUUUGGAUAUUUAUUUUUUAUUUGAAAUAUUAUAAUGUAUUUAUUUAUAAGAGUGGGUACGAUUUGGUUAUGUGUAAAUAUACAUAUAUGUGUGUGAU